Molecule: messenger RNA, 753 nt
Organism: Heterostelium album PN500
Lineage: Eukaryota; Evosea; Eumycetozoa; Acytosteliales; Acytosteliaceae
Product: autophagy-related protein 27
Exons: 3
Coding region: 1-753 (250 amino acids)
Source: RefSeq, a predicted model, not a curated record
AUGAAAAUAAUCAUUUCAUUGUUGUUGGUCGCUGUGACUAUUUUCAGUGUGGCUAGUGCAGCCGCUCAAUGUACAUUUGCAAACGGGUCAGAUAAAUAUGAUUUUAGCGCAAUGAAAAAUACUACAGGAUAUACAUUUAAACCUUCAAAUACUUUAGGCGCUGCAACUUAUUAUUGGAAUGUUUGUGAUAUUUGCCAACAAUGUGCAACCUCAGAAGAGAACACAGUAAGUUGUCAAGUCAGUGGUGGAGCUUGGAGAACUAUUGGUCUUUUGACUGAUGUUCAAUUCACUGCGAUCACUGAUCAACCAAAUGUAAAGGGUGCCACUAUCACCUAUGGAGGUGGACCAAACUGCUCAAAUGGCCAAGCUAGAACAUCGAGAAUGAGAAUCCAAUGUUCAGAAUCCGAAACUCAAAUCGUUUCCGUCAGUGAGACCUCAUGUAUUUACGAUAUUUUCAUGACUUCCAAACAUGCCUGUCCAGGUGGUGGUGGCUCCAGCAGUGGAGGAUCCGGUGGAAAGAAGGGUGGAAUCGGUGGAGGAUGGGUAUUCAUCAUCAUUCUGUUGGUAUCAAUUACAGUUUAUAUUGGUGUUGGUAUUGGUGUUAACUACAAAGUACGUGGAUUAAGAGGAGCCGAAAUGUUCCCAAAUAUCGAAUUCUGGCGUUCUGUUCCAGGUUAUGUUGCAGAUGGAGCAAUAUUUAUUAAAGGAAAGAUUACAGGAUCAGGUGGACAAUCUGGUUACCAACAAGUUUAA